This is a messenger RNA of Pan troglodytes (chimpanzee), 1341 nucleotides long. RefSeq names its product ubiquitin conjugating enzyme E2 M (gene UBE2M). The record is from RefSeq and is a predicted model, not a curated record. Lineage: Eukaryota; Metazoa; Chordata; Mammalia; Primates; Hominidae. Bases 414 to 965 code for a protein of 183 amino acids. The transcript has 6 exons.
CGCACCCCCUCGCGGAGGGAUCAGCUGAGCGGCCAAACGGCACGGUCGGGGGAGCCCCGAGUCCGCAGCUGCAGCGGGGCCUGAGACCAGAGUUGGCGAGGGCAAGGAAGGAGCGGCCCAGGGCAGUGGGGGCGGGGCCGGGCGGGCCCGAGAACAGCCGAAUUUGGCCGAGCGCUGCCGAGCGAGUCCGAGGCGCUGGGCCAGGCCGGAGCCGGACUACGGGAGCCGAGGCGGGCCGCGCGGUGGGCGCGGAGAGGAGCGGAGCGGCGCGGCAGGCCGGGCGGGUGGCGGCAGCAGCGGAGGAGGCCGCAGCUGCGGGUCCGAGGAGCGGAGGCGACGCGGGCGGCGGCGGGGGGCCGGGUGGCCGGGGUCCCGGGCCCCGCGGCGGCGGCAGCGGCGGCGGCGGCGGCAGGAUGAUCAAGCUGUUCUCGCUGAAGCAGCAGAAGAAGGAGGAGGAGUCGGCGGGCGGCACCAAGGGCAGCAGCAAGAAGGCGUCGGCGGCGCAGCUGCGGAUCCAGAAGGACAUAAACGAGCUGAACCUGCCCAAGACGUGUGAUAUCAGCUUCUCAGAUCCAGACGACCUCCUCAACUUCAAGCUGGUCAUCUGUCCUGAUGAGGGCUUCUACAAGAGUGGGAAGUUUGUGUUCAGUUUUAAGGUGGGCCAGGGUUACCCGCAUGAUCCCCCCAAGGUGAAGUGUGAGACAAUGGUCUAUCACCCCAACAUUGACCUCGAGGGCAACGUCUGCCUCAACAUCCUCAGAGAGGACUGGAAGCCAGUCCUUACGAUAAACUCCAUAAUUUAUGGCCUGCAGUAUCUCUUCUUGGAGCCCAACCCCGAGGACCCACUGAACAAGGAGGCCGCAGAGGUCCUGCAGAACAACCGGCGGCUGUUUGAGCAGAACGUGCAGCGCUCCAUGCGGGGUGGCUACAUCGGCUCCACCUACUUCGAGCGCUGCCUGAAAUAGGGUUGGCGCAUACCCACCCCCGCCACGGCCACAAGCCCUGGCAUCCCCUGCAAAUAUUUAUUGGGGGCCAUGGGUAGGGGUUUGGGGGGCGGCCGGUGGGGGAAUCCCCUGCCUUGGCCUUGCCUCCCCUUCCUGCCACGUGCCCCUAGUUUUUUUUUUUUUUUAACACCAUGUGAUUAAGGUCGGCGCUGCCUCCCCCGACCCACUCAGCGAUGGGAAAUGAAUUGGCUUGUCUAGCCCCCCUGCUGGGUGCUUGUUCAGCCCCCACUCUGGGCUGUGGAGUGGGUGGGCAAAGGGCCUGGGUAGCUGGGCCCAGGCAACCCACCCCUCCACCUCUGGAGGUCCCACCAGGCUAUUAAAGGGGAAUGUUACUGCA